AUGAGUGAGAAAGCUCGCCACGCAUUAAGCCAAGGUUUAAUUUGGACAAGUAGUCAUGAAGCUGCUUGCGGUGUUACUCUGAAACCUACAAGAUAUCUUAUAGCAGGUAGAAUUCGUGGAGAAAAACCAUUUGUUUCUUUGUGCCAUUUCGUUCAAGAGUGGGCAACACUUUCCUCCAAACAAAAGAAAGGUUUCCGUAAACUCUAUCAACAAGGCUGCAAAUGCAGAGUUCGCAUGCCUUCAUUUGUUAAAAAUCGGCGUGAACCUUAUUGUUUAUGGGACACUUAUCAGGCUAAAAAUGAUUGUCAAAGUCUGUAUUCUUUGUGUUCUGCCCAAUACCAUAAUGAGACUGAAGCAUGUUCAUGGGUGAGCACUUCCCAAUAUCGUCGAUGCAUGAAAGAAAGAAAAUAUGAACCUUAAACAUUUUGUAGUAGAUCUGAUAUUUAAUUUUCACUUUCAUUCCUCUUAGAGACUUUCAUUUUUAUCUUUAUUUAAUAAUUAUCAUUUUUCAGUCUCUUACAUUUGAAUUUCUUCUGCGUUACUAUAGAAACACAUUUUGUAGUUCCAUUUUCUAAGAGAAAUGUGUAAAAAAAAAUUUUUUUUUUUUUACCGCUUUUAAUGAAAAAUAAUUUUUAGCGAUAAUUUAUUGAAAACGUUUUCAUUUUUAACUUUGAAAUGUUAAUAAAAUUGUAUGUGUCAUAAUUCUUUUUAGCUGAUAAUUUAUGUUUUUUAAGCAAGAAAAAGUACGAAACAGAGUACUUCUAUCCAUCUAAAAUUUUUUUUAUUAUUAAUAAUUCUAUUUUUCAUUUUAAAUUUAAACUUGAUUUGAGGAAUAUUAAUUUUUUAAGUAUUAAACUGCAUUUAAGUAUUAGAAAUCCAUUAAUAAUUUUUUAUCUACAAUUUUUAGCGACAUAUUUUUGUCCUUUUUAAUUUUAAAAUUUAAAACAAUUGUUUUUUUUCGAAUAAGUACAUUUUGGUAAAAAGCAAGGCAAUAUUUAAAUAAAACAUUUUUGCUUAAUCGGUAAUAACAUAGUUAAUUCUCAAGCACUACUUUAAAUUUCAUGCAGCAUUAAACCUAAUUUUAACAUAUUUCUUAAAGAAAAUGUAAGUAUAAAUUUAUGUUUUUGUUUCAUAAUUUGGUGUUUCCUCUAAGAUUUUAUAUAGUAUUGGUUAUGUUUUGUGCGUCCUAGUGUGAAAGAUGGAUUCAGUAUUUCAAAAAAACUAUAACUUAAUUUUUCUUGCAAGUUUUCAUUGUUAUUGUAAUAUUUGUUUACGGGUGGAAUACCCAAGUUUUCUUACUUGUUUCUUUGUAAAUAUGGUUUUAUUAUUUUUUUUAAUUAUUUUCUAUGUACGCACUAUUAUGUAUUGAUGUUAUGAAUGACGAAUUAUGCCAACAUUUUAAGGAUAUAAAAAAAAAUUAAAAAAAUCGUGAUUUAACUUCAAAAUUACGAAAAUAUUAACGAUUUUACGAUUUCAGAGAAAAUUAUGUUAUUUUAUGGAUUCUUAAAUUCAUGCAAGAGCACUGGCAAUUUUUAAAAUUUUAUUAUUCUAAGUGCCAACUUUUUUUUUCAUUGACGAGUAUAAUUAUUACAGAUUUCCAUUUCUACUUAAAACUAACAAUUUGUUCGCUUAAACUUGUUUUAUUAUAAAAUCUAACUUAUAGUAAUUUUUUUUCGAAGAAAAAUAGUUAAAAUUUUGCCUGAAGAAAUUUAUUAUAUUUGAAAAUUUAAAACUGAUUUUCCUAUUUUUUUUUAACUCUAUGCCGUCAUAGGCAAUAAUUAGCAGUUUGUAAACAUUUUCAAAUAUACUUCUAGUGUUAAUUUAUACCGAACAAAAUAUUUUAUCUUAUUUGUUCUUAUAUAACAAUAUUCAAAAUAAUAAAUUUUUAUUCAUUUAUUCAUUAUUUUUUUUUUGUCGCUGAAAAUCAAAUUUAAAAAUUUAUGGAGACUUUUCUUUUGGAAUGUGAAGUGAGAUAUUGAAUAAUAUGACUUUAAAUUGAAUAAUGUGAUUUUCUGAAUAAAAUGCCUCUUUUUAAAAAAUAUUAACAUAAUUAUGUGGGUUUUCUAGUUUAUGUUUUACAAUUAAUCAUUAAGUUUUAGACUUCUUGCCAAAAAUAUAUGUUAGUCUUGGCAAUUAAUCGACAUAUUUUAUUGAGUUCCAGCCUACAUAAAAACUAUUAAUAACCGCUGCAUGUAUAAAGUAUCAUUUAAUAAAACUAAUAUGAUACCAUUAAAAAUUAAUGUCAAUAUAAUAAUAUAUUUGAUAUAUAUUACAAAUAUAUAUAUAAUCUUUUUCUAAUUUGAUGCUAGUAUAAUGUACAGUGAGCCAAGAAAAAAAAAUGGACCACCCUGGAUAACUUUAUAUUUAACGAUCUGAUCUUCGCAUUCUAGGACUCAAUCUUAAUGACUCGAAUGGAUGACCUCAAAUAUGUUGAUUAAAAGGUACAGGCGAUGUUUUAAGCUACGAAAUCAGGCAAAAAAAUAAACUUUCUCUAAAUAAACAUACCUUUUUUUUUUU
Parasteatoda tepidariorum (common house spider) is the source of this 2517-nucleotide messenger RNA. It is a transcript of the gene Timp, whose product is annotated as Tissue inhibitor of metalloproteases. Gene Ontology annotation, cellular component: extracellular matrix. Gene Ontology annotation, molecular function: metalloendopeptidase inhibitor activity; protease binding. The record is from RefSeq and is a predicted model, not a curated record. Lineage: Eukaryota; Metazoa; Arthropoda; Arachnida; Araneae; Theridiidae. Gene Ontology annotation, biological process: negative regulation of endopeptidase activity; negative regulation of membrane protein ectodomain proteolysis.